UAGACCGGCAGUAGUCGGGGCUCGUGUUGUGCGUCGUGAUGGAUUUCCUCAAGGAUCUGAACCAACCGAAGGUGUACGAGCUGAAGAAGGCGUUCUGUUUGUUCGAUCUCGACGGUGACGGUGUGAUUAGCGAGCAGGAUCUACGGAACACCUUCCUGACGCUCGGUGUGAACAAAUCGGACUACGAUAUCGAUGCCAUGUUCGAUGGGGUAGUGCAGCCACUAAAUUUGGACGUGUUCCUGCUGCUAAUUCUCCAGCGCGCGAACGGGCUGGCCCCGCAGGACGCCAUGGUCGGUGCAUUCCGUAUGUGGGACAAGGCCAACGUCGGCUACAUCGACAAGGAGCGCUUCAUUAGGGAUAUCACAACGUUCGGCGAUCGGUUUACGGUGGCGGAAGCGAAGGAAGCGCUCGAGGACGCGGUCAUCACACGCGGACCACAGCUCAACGCUGACGGCCAGCUGAUGGAGAAGCUCGACUACAUGGACUUUGCGGAGAGCAUUUCCGGGUUCCAGAAAACGGACCACAAGUGAACCGAGACGCCGCUCCGCGAAGAGAUCAUAACGUGAUCAACGGAAGCUGCAGAAAGGAGCAGAAUGGGAAAGAGAAUUAUUGGAAAAUUGGAUCAAGUUCAAAUGAACUUUUUUUUUUCAGUGUUCUGAUUCUCUGAUU
Molecule: messenger RNA, 669 nt
Organism: Anopheles darlingi
Lineage: Eukaryota; Metazoa; Arthropoda; Insecta; Diptera; Culicidae
Product: myosin regulatory light chain 2, atrial isoform
Exons: 3
Coding region: 39-530 (163 amino acids)
Biological process (GO): locomotion; post-embryonic development
Cellular component (GO): myosin II complex; cytoplasm
Molecular function (GO): myosin heavy chain binding; calcium ion binding
Source: RefSeq, a predicted model, not a curated record